GGAGGGGACUGUGGGAAAGACUGGGCGCCGGCCCGGGGUGGUGGUGGGGAGAGGGCCGGCCUCUCCUUCCCCCUGCGCAGUGCUCUCGGGGUUCUUGGGUCUAGGGGCGCCCCAUUCUUCGUCCCCUCGAGGCCACUCAGCCUCACUCAGGGACAUGGCAGUGGGGUGGGGACCGAGCCGGCUGCGCCGGGGCGGGGAGCGAGGCAGGUCCCAGGAUUCUGGGUCCCGACUCCUGUCCUGCCCAGCCCACAGACGACCAGAGGCCCGCGGCGUCCGGGCUCCGCGUGCCAGCGCCAUGAGGCCGCUCCUCGCUCUGCUGCUCCUGGGCUUGGCGGCCGGCUCGCCCCCGCUGGACGACAACAAGAUCCCCAGCCUGUGCCCGGGGCACCCCGGCCUCCCCGGCACGCCGGGCCACCAUGGCAGCCAGGGUCUGCCCGGCCGCGACGGCCGCGACGGCCGCGACGGCGCGCCCGGCGCUCCGGGAGAGAAAGGCGAGGGCGGGAGGCCGGGUAAGAAGCGCCUCCGCUGGGAGGCUGGCCUCCCGGGGCCGCGUGGGGAGCCCGGGCCGCGAGGAGAAGCAGGCCCCGUGGGGGCGGCCGGGCCGGCAGGCGAGUGCUCGGUGCCUCCGCGCUCCGCCUUCAGUGCCAAGCGCUCAGAGAGCCGGGUGCCCCCGCCGUCGGACGCGCCCCUACCCUUCGACCGCGUGCUGGUGAAUGAGCAGGGACAUUACGACGCCGUCACCGGCAAGUUCACCUGCCACGUGCCCGGGGUCUACUACUUCGCCGUCCACGCCACCGUCUACCGGGCUAGCCUGCAGUUCGAUCUGGUCAAGAAUGGAGAGUCCAUCGCCUCUUUCUUCCAGUUCUUCGGGGGGUGGCCCAAGCCAGCCUCGCUCUCCGGGGGCACCAUGGUGAGGCUGGAGCCCAAAGACCAGGUGUGGGUACAGGUGGGCGUGGGUGACUAUAUUGGCAUCUAUGCCAGCAUCAAGACAGACAGCACCUUCUCUGGAUUUCUAGUGUAUUCUGACUGGCACAACUCCCCAGUCUUCGCUUGAUGCCCACUGGAAAGUGAGCGCACGCUGUCUCACUCGAAGGGCAGGAGGGCAUGACACUGACAGCCACGUCAUCCAGGAGGGCUGGCCCCCCUGGAAUGUUGUGAAUGACCGCGGAGGUGGGGUGGGGGCCUCUCCGUUCUGCUGCAGGCAGGGGAUGGGGACAGAGGCUGAGAUCAGGGCUGGCAGCACGGGGCAGUGGCUGGAUUUCUGCCCUAGACCAAAGGAGUGCUGGCAGGCAGCGUGCUGGCGGUGUGCUGGCAGGUGGGAGUCCCCGCAGUUGCUCUGGCCCAGGACCCCAAGGUGGGGUGCUCCCUUCCCAGUCCUCUGCUUCUCUGGGUCUUCCCUCAUCCCUCCUGCUCCUGGGCCCUUUUCUCAGAGAUCAUUCAAUAAAUCUUAAAAC
Orcinus orca (killer whale) is the source of this 1454-nucleotide messenger RNA. RefSeq names its product C1q and TNF related 5 (gene C1QTNF5). NCBI's taxonomy places the organism in Eukaryota, Metazoa, Chordata, Mammalia, Artiodactyla, Delphinidae. Bases 155 to 1054 code for a protein of 299 amino acids. The record is from RefSeq and is a predicted model, not a curated record. Gene Ontology annotation, molecular function: protein binding. The transcript has 2 exons.